Molecule: messenger RNA, 1609 nt
Organism: Capsella rubella
Lineage: Eukaryota; Viridiplantae; Streptophyta; Magnoliopsida; Brassicales; Brassicaceae
Exons: 6
Coding region: 1-1497 (498 amino acids)
Source: RefSeq, a predicted model, not a curated record
AUGGCUACGCUUCUUCUUAUCACUCUCCUCUCUCUUACCACUAUAACAUUAUCUCUUGCUGAGAAUAUAAGCAUUGACUGUGGAGCUUUAAGUUCUUACGUGGACUCCGACAAGGUAACAUGGCUCGGAGACAAAGGCUUCGUCACGACCGGUGAGUCUUUUCAGAUUCCGGGUAACCUUACAGAACCUGUCAACAACCUCAGAUACUUCUCUUCCGGUCAAACCAACUGCUACAGAAACAUCCCGGCGACAAAAGGAGGGAAAACUCUCGUGAGAACGCUGUUUUACUACGGGAACUACGACAAGAAGUCCUCACCACCGUCUUUCAACGUUGUUUACGAUGGGAAACACCUUGACAGUGUUGUUACUGAUUCACUGUUUAUCUCAGAGGUGAUCUUUGCUCCGGCGAGUGACAAUAUCAGCGUUUGUUUAGUCCGUACGUCGCCUUCAGAUGAUCCUUUCAUAUCUUCCAUUGAAGUUCAUAACUUGGACGAUGGGAUGUAUGAAGAUCUUGGUCCUGACGAAGGCCUCGUUCUUCGACAAAGAUUUGCUUAUGGUGCCAAAGAGCUUAUAGGCUACCCUUUAGACCCGUACGGUAGGCUAUGGUUCCAGUCAAGUUCCAACAACGACCCAACAAUCAGUGAAUUAACGACCUCAGCCCCAUCUAUCGACAUUUCUGGCGCGUCCAACAAGCCGCCCGAGAUUGUAAUGUCAACGGCUUUGUCAGCAGACACCUUAAUUCUAUCAGACAAGACCCUACCCGUAGCUGGCAUACCGGUUUACUUAGCUCUAUACUUCUCGGAGCCUCAGAGUCUAGCUCUGACUCAAACACGGUCGUUCAACAUUCUUUUAGAUAAAGAGGAAGUGGGUUCUGGUCCUAUUGUUCCGGUGUUUGGGAAAGUUACUCAAGUUGUCGUAAAAGAUGUGGUGGCCUCGUCAGUGUCCCAAGUGAUCCUUCAGUCUACCGAUGACUCUACUUUGCCUCCUAUUAUCAAUGCUCUUGAGCUAUAUUCGAUAAGUUACGGCAAAGACGGUGGCGAUAAUGAUGGAGGAGAAAACGGCAGUGGUGGUGGAGGACAAAGCAGUGGUAGCAAUGAUAAUUCAGAAGAUUCUGGAGGAACGGAAACAGGAACAAAAAAUGCAGUGGGAGGUGGGGCAAACAAAGUUAGAAUGAAGAAGAAAAACAAUUUACCACUCAUUCUUGGCCUUACGUUUCCCUCAGUGUUUGUAUCUCUAACGUCAACGUUUGCGGCUAUAUUCUUAAAAAGACGACGUGCACAGGCUAAGGCACAGUCCAACACGCUACCAACCACGUCCACAGGGCCUGGAAAAGUGACGGGGGUAUCACCUUUAGUUGGACAGCAAUUAGCGAGCGAUGCGAUUAGCCACCAAGAGCAUGAUGAUGAGCCAGAUGUGUAUGAUAUUGAGGAGUUGAUUGGCGUAAACGAUUCAUAUGUCGUUCAUCAGGAUGACCAUCAUCAACAUGGACCAGUUUAGUCGUUGACGACCUAAUUAAGAAGAUAAUUUUAAAAUUUUAAAUUAUUUAUCAAUGCCAAAUUGUCGCGUGAAUCUCUCUAUCCCAAAGAAAGAAAGAAAACUAUUGUCAAAA